Messenger RNA from Penicillium arizonense, 3297 nucleotides. RefSeq lists its product as uncharacterized. NCBI's taxonomy places the organism in Eukaryota, Fungi, Ascomycota, Eurotiomycetes, Eurotiales, Aspergillaceae. Bases 1 to 3297 code for a protein of 1098 amino acids. The transcript is spliced from 3 exons. The record is from RefSeq and is a predicted model, not a curated record.
AUGUCUCCAGCGGAUGUUUGCCAAUCUUCGGCGGAAGAGCAAGGUGACCAUGAGAUGCCCAACGUCCUCAAUGCGGACACAGCCUCAAACGUUGUUGAGCUUGUUCCUCGAGAAGUUACCUCUGCUGCUGCCAGCCACCGCCAGCUCCCCCAAUUCACCACAAUAAUCGACACGGCCAGGAACAGCGAGUGCCACCUGACGCAGCAAGACGAUGUUUGCACUUGCCCCGGGUGUCGACGCGCUUUAACCCUACCCACCAACAUUCAUCCUCUUCCCACCCACACUCAGUCUUUUGCGACUCCUCUGCCUCUUGAGACUCCUUUGCCUUCUGAGACGCUUUUGCCACUUGAGACCCCUCUGCCUCUUAGGACUCCUCUCUCCAUUGACGCUCCUCUUCUCGUCCACACUCCGCUGUCUACCCACUACCCUUUGUCUACCCACACUCCUCUGCCUCUUGAGACUCUUGUGCCUUCUGAGACCCUUUUGCCACUUGAGACCUCUCUGCCUCUUAGGACUCCUCUCCCCAUCGACACUCCUCUUCUCGCCCACACUCCACUGCCUACCCACAACCCUCUGUCUACCCACACUCCUCUGGCUCUUGAGACAUCUCGGCCUGUUGAGACCCCUCUGCCUGUUGAUACCCCUCUGCCUGUUGAGACCCCUAUGCCUCUUGAGACUCAACCGCCCCCUUACAACACAUCUUCAGAACCCGAUGAGAUCUUCUGCAACGCAGAGCAUCACAUCAGCAGAGUCAGCCACAGCCAGACGUCUGCCAUCCAGGCGCUUGUGAGUCCCAUCGGAGUCUCAUCUCAGCCUCUGAUCAGCUCCCCCUUGACUGCACCGGUCGAGACUCCAUCUCAGCCACUGCCUGUGCUGGCGAGAGACUUUUCAUCCCACCCCGCCGCAAGCUCUUCCUCGCAGCCUUUGACUGCCCCACCUGGAUACUCAGUUUCUGAUCCUUCGGCCCCUGCCGAACUGUCUUUCUCUUACCGUUUUGUCUCAUCAACCGAAACCUCUACUGUGCCUGAUCUGACUCCAGCCAAAGACGAUCAACCUCCUAGCAGAACCACAGUUGACCCCAAAAUCGGACUUACAAAUCUUGCAAAACUGCAGAUAGCACUGCAUAUGAGGUUCAUAAGGACAAUUACGAACACUGCUUUUAUGCCAGCCGACCUGUCCGCAAUCAUGAUGCCUGACUCCGAAUCCGAACAAUUGGACAUGUAUUACUCCUUAGUCGAGCAAGUCGUCGCUCUCGAAAUCGAGAUUGGCUUACCUGAAGCAACCCCCUUCUCUGAAAAUCAACAUUCUGUGACCAAAUUGCCUGCGCUCACCCGCCUCAAUUUCUAUCUCAAACAGUUGGCUGAGCCAAUGAUUUGCGAUGUUCCCUUUGCCUGCGACUUCCAUAAAGGCCCUCACCCCGAUUUAAUCACAGAGGACACUCUGUACCAUCUGGAAAAAUACCGUCUCUGGCUCAAGAACGCCAAGGAUGGUUUGAAUUUCAGGAUAAAGGGUUUACGCGACGACUUGACAGAACAAUUCAAGAAGGCACGAGACGAUCCAAACGACGAUGCUGUCUCCGAUUGCAGCUCCGAAAUCAUCGAAAGCCUCCUCGCCAAAUAUGACAAUGGCGAAGCGGUCACAGCAAAUCUCCCAGGCAGCGAGCUUGUGCAGUUACCCCAAAAGAAGAAGAAGCGAAACAAGGGUAUUCGCAAGCGGAAGGGCGCGAACAAGGGCAACCAGCAAAACACCGCUGGUCUAGAGACCUCCUUGGAUGUUGCUUCGACGAUAGAAUCCCAGGACAACGGUCCUCAGAAGGAAGAGCAGCCGCACGAUACUACGACUCUGGGUACUCAACAGCAGUCCCAGUCAGAGCUUGACGCAGCUUCUCCUUGUGACCUUGCUACUGAGAAGUCCCCCGAUGCGUUCUUGACUGCGGAGCCCAAAGAGAAGGCCCCGAAGAAGAAGAAGAAGAAGAAGAAGGGCGGCAAGAAGCACCAGAGACACGGCCAGACGGAUGAUUUGUUGCCCCCAGGUGCUCAAGAAUCACCUCAAUUGCAGCCAGGCACAGCUGCGGCAACCGAAGCAACUUUUCAAGAGCCUUCGAUGCAAACUACCCAAAGCACGGACAACAUUGAGACACCUCAGGUCCUGCUGGACUCGGGUUCUUCGACCGAGACAAUUUGUCAGGAGCCUUCGCUGCAGGACACCGAGAUUGACGAAGCUCCUGCGGCACCCAAGCGAGUCCGUACUCGCAAGUACAACAAGAGGGGCAAGCAGGGCAAGGCCAAGCCUGCUAAGAAGCAAGGUGGCCGGCGCAUUACUCUAGGGUCAGAUGCUCUCCAUUCAUCUGAACCGGAAACUGAUCCAAUUGCUGCCGGCACCGAGCAUCUGGGCAAGGCAGCGUCGGAUGCCGCAAUGGCCGAAGUCAUUGAAGAAGAGAGUGUGCCAUCCAUUCCAGAGACACCAAUCUCCGAGUCCGACCUCGAGGGGCCCGUCGCAAUGCCGAUGCCUGACAAUUCCCAGGGAGCGAUCCCUGGUCCUCUGUCUCUUUCUGGCGAGACCAGCGUCCGCCAUGACCAACAUCUAGGGUUUGCUGUCCCUGCAAUCAGCUACGCGGAGGCGCUAGCUACGCCUGUUAGCUCCGACACCAGGGCCAUGGCCCCAGGCUCAUCUGAGCCAUCCACGGCUGCUGUCACCCUCUCCCAAGAGGUCCCCAUCGACACCUCCACUCCCUCUUUCGUUGGCUGCUCCACCCAACGGAAGAGGAACCGCCAUAGCAAGUUGCACGAGAAGGUGCGUCGCGCGAAGCAGAGCCAGAAGAAGAAAGACGGCAAGCUCGAACGCGCGUCGGAGUCCUCAAUUUCCACCGGCAACAUCGAAAAGACGACCGGCGCCGAGGACCCGACCCCUUCUCCUCCAACUUCUCCAAUCCCCACUCCUCCCCCCCAGCUCGCGGCCUUGUCCACCGUCGAGUCUGGCGACGCAAACCUCGACGAGACGACAGACGCCCGGGAAAUUGAAGGUGAGACCGCACCCUGGUCUCCCUUCAUGAACCCGUGGGCCCGGCCGGACACCGCGGCCGGCCGUCUGCCUGAUGCCCAGUACCACCGGUCUGGGUGUCAGAUUGCUCGUGUCGCGCGCGGGGAUUCAGCAUGUGCGGUUUCUACCGUGCAUGCUGCUACCACCGGCAACGGGAUCUGUGCGGUUGUCCGCCACACAGAUCCUGUUGCUGCCUUCAUCACGCAGGAGACUGCUGUCACUGCCUUGGCCCAGAAGCGGCCUCGGCCGAGCUCUUGA